This is a messenger RNA of Blepharisma stoltei, 1749 nucleotides long. The record is from the annotation of a GenBank genome assembly. Lineage: Eukaryota; Ciliophora; Heterotrichea; Heterotrichida; Blepharismidae.
AUGUUGAAAAGUCAGCAGACAUCAAAUCUAAAUAUAAGCUCCAAACGUUUUGCUGAAUUUAUAUCAAAGCUUAACAUAAACGACAAAAAAAUUAGUCCACAAAUCCAGAUCAGGCCUCAAAGCUUCAAAAGAAUGAAAAGAUUUACACCAUCACAAGCAUCAUUAUCUAAUGAAAACUCUCCUGCAAAAAGAGCACAAAGUGCUAAGCCUUAUGACAGAAUGAUAGAGCAACGAUCAAUUACCCCUAACGAUCUCCUUAUGAAAAUAUUCUGUUCACAAGAAGACGAAGAAAGACGAAAACAUGAUGAAUAUUUAGCCCAUGUCAGAGAAGUUACAGAUAUGCUUGAAGAGUCUCCAUUCCUUCAAGAGUACCAAAAAGUACUUGAAAUUGAAGAAAACAUCCAUAAAAUGAUUUUAUCUAAAAUGAACCAUCUAAACAACCUUAUUUCCUUGAUUGAUUACAAUUAUGACAUUGCAUCAAAACCAAAUUCGCCUAAUUUUUUAUCAAAAAUAUUAUAUUCAAUGAUAACAGAGCCAAAACAUAAUACUUGUGACAUUAACCAGAUGACCAAAAACAUCGAGAAGACGUUUACUAAUAAAAAAACCUCAGAAAAUCAAGUAAUUGAUUUUUCUUUUCUUGGAUUUAUAGAGAAAUGCGAGAAAUGUGGAAAUUCGUAUUAUUUGAAUACAAAGAAUGAGUUGUUCAUAUGCAAGGAUUGCGAAACUGGAAAAGAGCCUAAUAGAAUUGAGGGAGUUUGCUUGAUGAUUCAAUGUGAUAGUAAAAAUAUAUCAAUACCAAAGCCUCCUAGUACACAUAGAAAAAAUACGGAGGACUUAGGCUUAUUAACAGAGAGGAGUAUGCCAAGCAGACCUUCAACAGCUCGAAAAGUAAGACAAAAAUUUUCAUUGAAAGAUCUUAAAGAAGAUAUUGAAACUUCUAAUACUUUAGCUAUUUCAGGAUAUGGCAAAAAAUGAAAUUUAAAGCUCGGAUCACCUAUAAAAAUUAUUUUACCAAAUUUAAUGUUAUAUGAAAGUGACUCAUUUCAUGAUAGAAUUACAAUCAGUAACAAAAAUGAUGAGCUAACAGCCUAUAGCCCAGAAAAAACAGAAAAUAUUGUAGAGCCAACCCCUGAAGAGCUUCUCCAAGUCUGUAAAAAAAUGAAAGAAAAAGCAAAAUAUUUUAAUAGAGACAUUUUAUCAUUAUUAGAAAAUCAAUGCAACGAAAAGAUAAAUAAUGAAGAACUUAGUAAAAAGGUUGAGUAUUGAAUAGGGGAAUAUUCAAGACAUUUACGGAUAAUUAUUCGAGGGAUUGCGGAGUUUAUCCCAGAGUAUUCUACAGCUCUAGAAAAAUGCUUAAAAGGGAUUUUCCUUCUUUGUGAAUGAGUAGUAGGAGCAAAUAAUGAAAAAAUUAAAGAAAUCAAGCUAGAGCUUGACCAAGAGAGAGUAAAUAAAGCAGAAAAUAUAGAAGCUCAACAUGAAAUUAAAAUGAUAAAAUCAGAUAUGAUUGCAAAAGAAAAAAAAUAUUUAGAAAAAAUUGACUCACUAAAGCUCGUCAAGCGAAAGUAUGAAAAUAUAAUUUCUCUAUAUGAGAAAGAGCUUGAAAAGCAUGAGUUUGAUAAAGAAAAAAGUGACAUUACAGAAACUCCUCGUCCUCAAAGGAAGACAUUUAUCGAGAAAAUUGAUUUAGAAAAAGAGUUAAAAGGAUUGAAAAGAUCAUUUGUAUUACUGAAUUCAGUCAUGAAAAAAUAA